AUGUCGACACCCUGCAACUUCGAAGUCAACGGUCUCUACAUCCUCCUGACGGACCGUGGUGAAAACAGUUUUGCAUUCCACUGGGGCUUCUACCUCCACCAGUCUGGAAUAUCGGGCUGCAUCUAUCACCUCAUAAACGAUGACGGCCCAGCGAGCUGGCGUUUCGACUCGCGACUCAGUGAGAACGUCAUGUUCUCGCAGAGACUCCUUGCGGCCAUCAAGAUAGGAGUGAUAGAUCUCGUUCUUCACCAGGCUUUACCUGAUCGUCUUCAGGAAAUUCCGAUCGCUUACUCAACUCGGUUCCACGAAAGCAUCACCUGUCGCGUGUGGCUUAAAGAAGCACUCUUUGCGUUGGAUGACGAGGGCUAUGUUAAGCUCACACGGAGCGUGGAUGAGAUCGAAGCCGAGGCGAAGAUUCUCGCAAUUCAGAACAAGAGUAUGGGCCAGCGGACUGUUUCUCGAAGUGUCGGAACUUUAGCUUGA
Messenger RNA from Penicillium cataractarum, 483 nucleotides. RefSeq lists its product as uncharacterized. The record is from RefSeq and is a predicted model, not a curated record. Bases 1 to 483 code for a protein of 160 amino acids. Lineage: Eukaryota; Fungi; Ascomycota; Eurotiomycetes; Eurotiales; Aspergillaceae. The transcript has a single exon.